UCAAUCACCGUCGCAAACAACAAAAUCACAGUCUCCACCGUUCCUCUCAACGGAGCCAAAACCCUAAUCCUAACUAUACUUGGCGGUUUCGCUCUUUCGUUCUUAACAAACCAAUUCGAACCUCUCUCUCUCUCUCUCUCUACAAUGGCGAAGAAGAAGGAGAAGAAGGUGAACGUCUCUGGAAAACCGAAGCACUCUCUGGACGUAAACCGCAGCAAUGAGGCGAAGAAUGAGUCGCGCUCCGCCGCCACCGUGCGCCGCCUCAAGAUGUACAAAACCAGGCCCGUCCGCGACCGUAAGGGAAAAGUCCUCUCCAACGAGUAUCAGUCCAAGGACCUUCCGAGCACGCGAAUCCAACCCGAUCGAAGAUGGUUCGGGAACACUCGUGUUGUGAAUCAGAAGCAGCUCGAGUUCUUCCGAGAAGAGCUGCAGAGUCGCAUGUCAAGUAAUUACAAUGUGAUUCUCAAGGAGAAGAAGCUGCCGCUGUCGCUGCUCAAUGAUCACCAGAAGCAAGCUAGGGUUCAUUUGCUUGAUAGAGAGCCUUUCCAAGAUGCAUUUGGACCUAAGACUAAGAGAAAGCGCCCUAGCCUCUUGGCAGCUGACUAUGAGUCCUUACUGAAGAAAGCUGAUGGUUCUCAAGAUGCUUUUGAACAGAAGUACAGUUCAAGUGUAUCUACAGAAUCUAAUGAUGGAGAUGGAUUUAGGGAUUUAGUGCGGCAUACCAUGUUUGAAAAGGGUCAAAGUAAACGCAUAUGGGGUGAGCUUUACAAAGUGAUAGAUUCUUCGGAUGUUGUUGUCCAGGUUCUAGAUGCAAGGGAUCCACAAGGCACAAGGUGUUACCAUUUAGAGAAGCAUUUGAAGGAAAAUUGUAAGCAUAAACAUAUGGUGCUUUUAUUGAACAAGUGUGAUCUAGUUCCUGCUUGGGCAACAAAAGGAUGGCUUAGAGUUUUGUCAAAGGAAUUUCCAACUCUAGCAUUCCAUGCAAACAUUAACAAGUCCUUUGGAAAAGGUUCUCUUCUAUCAGUUCUGAGGCAGUUUUCUCGAUUGAAACGUGAUAAGCAAGCAAUAUCUGUUGGAUUUGUUGGAUAUCCAAAUGUCGGGAAGUCAUCAGUGAUAAACACAUUGCGUACAAAGAAUGUCUGCAAGGUUGCUCCAAUUCCCGGGGAAACAAAAGUAUGGCAAUAUAUUACUCUUACAAAGAGGAUCUUUCUGAUUGAUUGUCCAGGUGUUGUCUACCAGAACAAAGAUUCUGAAACAGAUGUCGUGUUGAAGGGUGUGGUACGUGUAACUAAUUUGAAAGAUGCUGCAGACCAUAUAGGCGAGGUUUUGAAACGAGUGAAGAAAGAGCAUUUGGAGAGGGCAUACAAAAUAAAAGAGUGGGAUGAUGAAAAUGACUUCUUACUGCAACUUUGCAAAUCCAGCGGCAAACUUCUGAAGGGUGGUGAGCCUGACCUAAUGACUGCAGCAAAGAUGAUACUUCAUGACUGGCAGAGGGGUAAAAUUCCCUUUUUUGUUCCUCCUCCAAGGCAGGUUGACUUGUCUGAGGAACCUAAUGUUAAUGGUGUUAACUUAGAUGAUUCAGUUGACGGCAAUGAGGCAUCUGCUGCUAUUAAGGCUAUUGCAGAUGUUCUUUCAUCGCAGCAGCAAAUAAGUGUACCUGUUCAAAAGGAUUUAUAUAGUGAGAAUGAGUUGAAGGGGGAAGCUAUUGACCAACUUCAAAACACUGACGAAGAAGAUAUUCUGACCCCUGACAGCAACACAUCUGAACAGGAUCCAGCUACUGAGAUUCCAUCUGAGUAGCUUCUUUCUGCUAAGGCAACCAGUGAGCCAUAACUUAGGUCGAGGUUAUAGCUGUUGGGGAAGUUUUAUGUAAAUUACCAGUUCAUUUUAUUUCCAUCCUCUAAAAAGCUUUGAAGAAAACAAGCUCCUUUACCCUCCACAUCAUUUAUGCGCGAGGUCAGUUUGGCAGUUUCAUGUUGGGACUUCAUCUACCUCACAAAUAUGCUUGUCAAAUGCAUCAAUUUUGCUAUGGGGAAUGCUGUUUUUUUUCAUCUAAAUCAUGUUUAAAUGGAAGGCCAUUGACUGGCUGAUCUUUGGACUCUUGAGAUAGAGGGAAGAUACACUGCUAUGGAGACCAUAAGAACAUGCAGGAUUUUUGGGUUUGCUGAGCUCUAGUUUUAUUUUUUCUUUUUUUUUGGAUCAAAGCAUUAGUUUUAGCGAUAUAGAUUUUGCACUAUAAUGUGGAAAUUUUGUAUUAUUUGCCAACCAUUCUGAUACUAAGUUGUAAACGUGGAUACAUGCAAUAUUUUCUUAUUUAAUGCCAUUCCUGUUCAUGGGUGCGGAUAUUUAAUUUAGA
This is a messenger RNA of Cajanus cajan (pigeon pea), 2356 nucleotides long. It is a transcript of the gene ATNUG2, whose product is annotated as GTP-binding family protein. The record is from RefSeq and is a predicted model, not a curated record. Gene Ontology annotation, molecular function: GTP binding. Gene Ontology annotation, cellular component: nucleolus. NCBI's taxonomy places the organism in Eukaryota, Viridiplantae, Streptophyta, Magnoliopsida, Fabales, Fabaceae.